Molecule: messenger RNA, 3120 nt
Organism: Hyaena hyaena (striped hyena)
Lineage: Eukaryota; Metazoa; Chordata; Mammalia; Carnivora; Hyaenidae
Gene: ZKSCAN8
Product: zinc finger with KRAB and SCAN domains 8
Exons: 7
Coding region: 261-1994 (577 amino acids)
Biological process (GO): negative regulation of transcription by RNA polymerase II
Molecular function (GO): DNA-binding transcription repressor activity, RNA polymerase II-specific
Source: RefSeq, a predicted model, not a curated record
GAUGCGCGUCGGUCGAGGUUGUAGCUCAGCGGGUUUGGAAGUUAGAGGCCCGCGGGCCCGUGUCCGGCUGCAGCUCUCGCCCCGGUUUCCCCCCCGCCGCCCCUACGGUCCGUCCGUCGGCCCUCUGCAGCCUCCCUUCCCCGCCCCGGGCCGCCCCCGGAACUCGCGAAUUGCCCGUAGAGAAGAGGCCUUUGGGAGGUUCUUCUUAAGAAGAUAGAAAAGGUAGUGGAAACGAGCCUCCUGAGCUUUUCCAGCCCUAAAUGGCAGCAGAAUCAAGAAAGUUGUUAGCCUCAUCCCCACCAGACCAAGCUCCUGAAGAAGACCUUGUAAUCGUCAAGGUAGAGGAAGAUCAUGGCUGGGACCAGGAAUCUAGUCUGCAUGAAAAUAACCCUCCUGGCCAGGAGCUAUUCCGUCUGCGCUUCAGGAAGUUAUGCUACCAGGAGACAUUAGGACCCCGAGAAGCUCUGAUACAACUCCGCGCACUCUGCCAUCAGUGGCUAAGGCCAGACUUGAACACCAAGGAGCAGAUCUUGGAGCUGCUAGUGCUAGAGCAGUUCUUGACCAUCCUGCCUGAGGAGCUCCAGACUCUGGUUAAGGAACAUCAGCUAGAGAACGGAGAGGAGGUGGUGACCCUGCUGGAGGAUUUGGAAAGGCAGAUUGAUAUAUUAGGACGGCCAGUCCCAGCCCGAGGACAUGGUCAUGGACUCUGGGAGGAGGUUGUACAUUCAGAGUCUGCACCAGAGCUUCCGAAUACUCAGCUCCGACCCAUGGCAACGCAGCACAACUCUCCAGUGCCCCAAGGGUCCCAAGACAAGGCCGUCUCUGCUUGUCAGAGCCCUGCCCCUUCCCAGAAAGGAAGUCCCGGGGACCAGGAGAUGACGGCUACACUUCUCACAGCAGGGCUGCAGACUCUGGAGAAGAUUGAAGACAUGGCUGUGUCCCUAAUUCGAGAGGAGUGGCUUCUUGAUCCAUCACAGAAGGAUCUGCAUAGAGAUGACAGGCCAGAAAAUUACAGAAACAUGUUCUCCCUGGGUGGUGAGACCAGGAAUGAGAACAGGGAAUUAGCUUCAAAACAGGUAAUAUCUACUGGAGUCCAACCACAUGGAGAGACAGCUGCCAAAUGCAACGGGGAUGUUAUCGGGGGUCAUGAGCGUGGAGAAGCUCGAGAUCUUCUGGGCAGAUUAGAGAGGCAGCGGGGAAAUCCCACGCAGGAGAGACGGCAUAAAUGUGAUGAAUGUGGGAAGAGCUUUGCUCAGAGCUCAGGCCUUGUUCGCCACUGGAGAAUCCACACUGGGGAGAAACCCUAUCAAUGUAACGUGUGUGGGAAAGCCUUCAGUUACAGGUCAGCCCUUCUUUCCCAUCAGGAUAUCCACAACAAAGUAAAACGCUAUCACUGUAAGGAGUGUGGCAAAGCCUUCAGUCAAAACACAGGCCUGAUCCUGCACCAGAGAAUCCAUACUGGGGAGAAGCCGUAUCAGUGCAAUCAGUGUGGGAAGGCUUUCAGUCAGAGUGCGGGCCUCAUUCUGCACCAGAGAAUCCACAGUGGGGAGAGACCCUAUGAAUGUAAUGAGUGUGGGAAAGCUUUCAGCCAUAGCUCUCACCUCAUUGGACAUCAGAGAAUCCACACAGGGGAGAAGCCCUAUGAGUGUGAGGAGUGUGGGAAAACCUUCAGGCGGAGCUCACACCUCAUUGGCCAUCAGAGAAGCCACACUGGGGAGAAACCCUACAAAUGCAAUGAGUGUGGGAGGGCCUUCAGUCAGAAGUCAGGCCUGAUUGAACACCAGAGAAUCCACACUGGAGAAAGACCCUAUAAAUGUAAAGAAUGUGGGAAAGCCUUCAAUGGGAACACUGGCCUCAUACAGCACCUGAGAAUUCACACAGGGGAGAAGCCCUAUCAAUGUAAUGAGUGUGGGAAAGCCUUUAUUCAGAGGUCAAGUCUUAUUCGGCAUCAGAGAAUCCACAGUGGAGAAAAAUCUGAAUCUGCUGGAGUUUAGGGAAAAACAACAGUCCUAGUUUGGGCAUUAUUCAGCAUUAGAGAAUCCACAUGCUGGUGAUGUCUUUCAGUGUAAGUAAAAAGGCAGAAACUUUGGCAUCACUACAACAUGAUCCUAGGGUCAGAAUCAAUAGCAGUGGCAGAGUUAGAAUAGCUCUUCAGUAGUUUGGGCCGGUGCCGUGAUGCAGGUGGAUCAGCUUGACUGUCUCGGGAGGUGUCUGAUGGAGCUGAGCUCCUGAGGUCCUAAUGCAUCCUUUAGAAACAAAGUAGCAUCUGAGCAGCUUGCUGGUGGUGGAGGCACUUAAUUUUGUGUUUCGGGUGAGUAGCUGUAGGUUUGAGAGGGGCUCCUCCCGGUUCCUUUGCUUCUUCCCGUCUCCUGUGAUCUCCUUCCCCUGUUCAUUUCCCUGCAGGCACAACUGUCAUCCUAACCCGCUCUGAGACGCUACUUUAGAGUGUGAAGCAGCCUCCCUGUGAGACUUAUAUUGGUAUUUAGCUUUCUGAGAACAUAGUUCUAGGGAACUUUUUACAGACACAUAAUGUAUUUAUGCUUAAGUGUGCGUGUUAUUUGAUUCCAAUGUUCCUGAUAGUCAAUGGAAAACUGUAUUCCCACGCAAACUCAGAAUGCUAUAUUUUUAACAGCACUCCAGCAUUUUUCUUCAUAUAUCACCUUCACUGACUCCCCUGAGUCACUGAGCGUCCAUACGUGUCCUUCACCACCCCCACCCUCAGCACCUGUGUCAGCAAAAGAAGUGAUAUGUGUGGGAGUGAAGCAGAGAAGGAGAUUCCCUUGCACUUGGAGGGAAUUCCAUUCCUCAUUCUCUUGGACUUGAAAUUUCAAGAAACCAGGAACAAAUCUGGUUGUUUCCAGAUCCUUGCUCUCUGUAAGACAUGAACGCUGCCUGAGACCAGUGCUGCAUGUGUGCGGGUCUUACAGGAUGGAGUCAAUGCCAGAGGGAAGGUAUGUGCACACACGCACAGUCUCCCAGGCAGUUGAGGGGAGCCCUCCAGUGAGGGCUCUUAGAGAAGCACGAUGAAACGACUGUAGGCACACCAGCUAACAUCGCUACCACAGUAAUGUGUAGCCAUGCUACGCAUUAAAUCCACAACGACUAAGCGUCUGGCAGAAU